This is a messenger RNA of Neohortaea acidophila, 372 nucleotides long. RefSeq lists its product as uncharacterized. The transcript is spliced from 2 exons. Lineage: Eukaryota; Fungi; Ascomycota; Dothideomycetes; Mycosphaerellales; Teratosphaeriaceae. Bases 87 to 284 code for a protein of 65 amino acids. The record is from RefSeq and is a predicted model, not a curated record.
GACUUACCUUACCAGUGUGUUCUACUUCAUCCCUCACUCAUCGCUGAUCCCCGGCGACGGCCGAACGUUACCAGGGCUGCUGAGGGAUGGAGAGUCGUCGGAGCCGAAAGCCGGGAUCUUCAAGUUGGCAAGAGCGAUGUGCAUGGAAGGCACGCCCCAGCCACCACAGACGGGUUCAGGUGGCAACACUCUAUCGCAUGCACAGGUUCUCGCAGUGGCUCAGAGUAUUGCACGUGCUGGCAUGUGAUAGCUUGCUGCCUGGUCCCGAGAAGCCUCAUGCCUGACUCUAUUUCAACUUCACUCUUUUACUCCUUUCCCAACAAUUUCUCCUCGACACCCGAACCCAGCCCUCACUGCCCACCCCACUGUCCC